UCACGCGUGUUGCACGUGCAGAUAACAUUUCUGCAAAUAUCCAGAACCAAAUCCUCUAAUGACACGACACCAUUAUCUUCACCUCCAAGCUUAAACCCCGAUAAUCACUAACACAUCACAGGAACUAAACCCCACAGAAAAAAAAAUGGUAGCAGCAAAUCUAAAAUCAGAGACAAUGAAGCUAAUGGACAAAAGAACCGCCGUUGAAGCUGAAAUGAACACUAUCAUCGAUCACCUUUGCCAGCCUGGCGGUCCCGGUCUCUCCGGCAAUCUCCUCGACUUUGAGGGAUUUCCCCGUCAAGACAUUGACAUUCCAUCUAUAAGAGCUGAACGGCAACGUCUUGCUGUGCUGAGAAAUGACCACAAGGAGAUAACUGAGAAAAUAAAUGAAAAUAUACAAGUUUUGCAUUCAGCAAGGCUUGCUUCUAGAUCUCCAUCUGUUAAAGAUUCAGGUAAUAGUGCUUCAAACAAUCAAAACUCAUCAGUUGAUGGUGUUGUUGCUUCUGCAUCUUCACACAAUGUUCUUCUGAAAGAUGCUUCCAAUUCCAUGGAUCUGGACGCCAUUGUCAGCAUACCCUUCGCAGUGGUUGAUGAAAUAGCCGAUGGAUCACCAACAGCAGAGGAUGGUUUACAACUUGGAGAUCAGAUUAUCAAAUUUGGCAGUGUGGAAUAUCAGGUUGGUAUUAAUCUUCUGCAAAGGCUUGCUACUGAGGCUCAGGCAAAUCAAGGUUGUGCAACACCUGUGAUAGUUUUGAGGCAAGGUGCUCCAAUCAAUUUAACAGUGACUCCUAGGACAUGGCAAGAUAGGAGCCUCCUGGGUUGCAGUUUCCGGAUUUUGUAACUGGUUGCAUGGAGUGAACUGGGUACAACUGUUUCCAUCCAUCAGUUCAGUGAUGAGCAGUGCUUGGAUAAGGCUUGUUGACAGUAAAAACUCUCUAGCUUUUUCAUUUUCUUCCUUAUUUUGUGGCAGUCAAAUACUUGGUUUAGCAAUAUGUUGAAAAUUCCAAAGACCUUAUGAUUUAGUUAUAUCUACUUUUUCCUUUUUGCC
Ricinus communis (castor bean) is the source of this 1048-nucleotide messenger RNA. Its product is annotated as 26S proteasome non-ATPase regulatory subunit 9. Bases 146 to 841 code for a protein of 231 amino acids. Gene Ontology annotation, molecular function: protein binding. Lineage: Eukaryota; Viridiplantae; Streptophyta; Magnoliopsida; Malpighiales; Euphorbiaceae. The transcript has 5 exons. Gene Ontology annotation, cellular component: cytoplasm; nucleus. Gene Ontology annotation, biological process: proteasome regulatory particle assembly. The record is from RefSeq and is a predicted model, not a curated record.